This is a messenger RNA of Onychostoma macrolepis, 2103 nucleotides long. RefSeq lists its product as uncharacterized. Lineage: Eukaryota; Metazoa; Chordata; Actinopteri; Cypriniformes; Cyprinidae. The record is from RefSeq and is a predicted model, not a curated record. Bases 35 to 1171 code for a protein of 378 amino acids. The transcript has 8 exons.
AGCCGGUGCCACGGCCACUUUCUCAUGCGGUGGGAUGGUGGGUCGUUAUAUGGUUGUUCAUAUUCCUGGAAAUCAGAUGAUUCUUAAUAUUGUUGAAGCUGGAGUCUACGGGUAUUUGGCAGGAAAUCGGGCAAUAGGAGGAGCCACUAUACAGUCGUCAACAUCUGCAGACUGGGUUGCUGAAAAGGCCGUUGAUGGUAAUCGAGGUCUCCAGCAGUUGUAUACGGGAUGCUCCUCAACCCUUAAUGAGACAGACCCGUGGUGGAGGCUGGAUCUGCAUGAUGUCUACCGAGUUAGUAAAGUGGUCGUCACUAAUAGAAAAGACUGCUGUGCAGAACAAAUAAAUGGAGCAGAGAUUCGAAUCGGAAACUCUUUGGAGAACAACGGCAUCAACAAUCCCAUAUGUGCUGUUAUUCCUGCUAUUCCAGCAGGUAAGUCCUACAACUACUCAUGUGAUGGACUGGAUGGACGUUACGUGAUUAUUCAUGUUCCUGGAGACCGGAAGAUUCUUGCGCUUUGUGAGGUUGAAGUCUACGGGUAUUUGGCAGAAAAUCUGGCAGUAGCUGGAGCUGCUAUACAGUCGUCAACAUCUGUGGACUGGUUUGCUGAAAAGGCCAUUGAUCGAGGUCUCCAGCAGUUGUAUACGGGAUGCUCCUCAACCCUUAAUGAGACGGACCCGUGGUGGAGGCUGGAUCUGCAUGAUGUCUACCAAGUUAAUAAAGUGGUCGUCACUAAUAGAAAAGACUGCUGUGCAGAACAAAUAAACGGAGCGGAGAUUCGCAUCGGAAACUCUUUGGAGAACAACGGCAUCAACAAUCCCAUAUGUGCUGUUAUUCCUGCUAUUCCAGCAGGUGAGUCCUACAGCUACUCAUGUGAUGGGAUGGAGGGACGUUACGUGAAUCUGAUCAUUCCUGGAGACAAGAAGAUACUCACUCUGUGUGAGGUGAAGGUCUAUGGAGAAGGUCCCUGUUUAAAAAGAUCAUUUGUAAAACUGCUGUUUCACUCCAGCAAAGAUUUGACCGACUCUACAAUGAGAGAAAACGUUCUGAAACAGUUGGGAUCUGCUCUUGCUGAUAGAGGAAUCACAGACGUGACACUGAGGUGGACUCAAACCCCUAAACAGGAAGUGAAGCAGAACACUGACAAAAGUCGCUGUGAUACAAGACGAUAAUUCCCUGGAAAUCAACAGUGUCUCUGACUCACUAAAUUCACAUUCAUUCAGUGUCUUCAUAAUUUAUGAAAGCUCGUUUCCACCACUGAAUAAAAAAUAAAACAAGGGACUUGUGACUUUUUAUCUCACAAUUCUGACAUAAAGUCCAUUCUGAGGGGCAAAAAAGAGAGACUAUUUUCUUACAAUUCAAGUUUAUUACUCAGAAUUACGACUUUAUUUCUCAGAAUUGUGAGAGACGUAACUAUGCUCGACAGCCGGACAACUUUUUUUGCGAUUGGUGCGAGAGGGUUUUGGCUUGCAGAACUUCGCACACUAGAUGAGAAACAGAAUUAUAAUGCACUACAGUCUGUAAGAUUGUACUUUUUACAUCCUAGUCUGUACAUUUUAAUAUUAGAAACCAUACUAAUUGCAUUAGUUAGCUUAAAAAAUGCAUAAUAUAUCUGUUAUCUAUGAAUUUGGAUAAUUGAUUUUUAGAAUAGAAAUCAUGGUUCUCCCACGAUUCUGAAAACAAAAUAUUAGACAACCAAACAAAAUAAUAUGUAGGCUAAUUUUCUUGAGGUUCUGACAAAAUGUUUUAUUUAAUGUUAGAAAUGAGUCUAUUUAAAAAUAUGUAUUAAUUUAAAUGAAUUCAUGAUGUAAAAAAUCAUUUGAAAUAAAUGAAUGAAGACUUCCUCCAGAGUUUUUGAACGAAUCUCUUGAAUGAAUGAUUCAGAAAUCAAAUACAUUUGAACAAUCACUGGUCACCACCUACUGGCAUAAUCCCAGCCAACAUUGAUAUGUGGGCCCCAUAUGGGUUAUACCCGGGCAGCAUGGGUUCCAUGUGGGCAUGGGCUGAAAAUGGGCAAUUCAUGUGGGUCCCAUAUAGGUUUGACCAUAUGGGACCUUUAUGGGAUCUAUGUGGGCAAAAUUAUUUUACACUUAAAAUACAUCCU